AUGUUCUUUGAGAUAUGGAUCGAUGAAGGCUACAGGAUGCUUUUGUUACGGAGUGCCAUGUUCUUGAACUUUGUAGCCCUGGGUUUCAACAAACUCAACAUUCUCGUUGUAAGAGGGCUCUACAACUUAAUGAUCCACAGGUACAAGCCCUUAAUACGCACCCUGGACCUCUACUACUACCCCAGCGUCUCCUACCUAAUUAGUAUCACGUCAAUGGGCAUAUCGGCCGCCAUGCUGUGGAUUAGCUAUCUGGCCCUGUUCAAGUCGAAAAGAGUUGGGCUAUUAAACGCUAUGAUCUUGACGCAAUAUAUGUUCUUCUACUACGUCACGUCAACGUUUGUCGCCAUUGUAGUGACGGCCGUGCUGCUCGUCGGCAUUGAAGAUAUGUUUGUGAGCGGUUUGCGCCCGUCAAUGAACCUUUACAGGACCUACAACCAAUCAAAAGUGAUUAUAGACAACCUUCAGAUAACCCACCAAUGCUGUGGCGACCUGUCGUAUUCUGAUUGGUUCACCAUCGCCUGGAUUCGAUCCCCUUACAUCAAUUUGAAUGACGCCUUGGAGAGGGAGGAGCUAAGCUGUUGCAGCAUAUACGCCAAGAGGCCGUGCAUAUUCACGCAUGUUCACGACCACAACUAUCACCACAAUUACAACUACGCCACAGAUCUGACGCUCCAUGCCACGGGCUGCAGACAGGUGAUGUUAUGGCGUACUACCAACCUUCUGAUAUGGAUCUUGGGUUUGAACAGUGCCUGCGCUGUACUCAGCUUGAUAACUUCGACCAUUUUUCGGUGA
Molecule: messenger RNA, 792 nt
Organism: Helobdella robusta
Lineage: Eukaryota; Metazoa; Annelida; Clitellata; Rhynchobdellida; Glossiphoniidae
Exons: 5
Coding region: 1-792 (263 amino acids)
Cellular component (GO): membrane
Source: RefSeq, a predicted model, not a curated record